AUGGAGACCGCAAACGCAGGACAUAUGAUGAGUUUAGCAGCUCUAAAGAGACAAGACCCGUACAUUAACAAGCUGCUCGAUGUUACCGGCCAGGUGGCUCUCUAUAACUUCAACUCCAAAGCCAAUGAAUGGGAGAAGACCGAAAUUGAAGGUACCCUGUUUGUUUACACAAGGUCUGCCUCCCCUCACCAUGGCUUCACCAUUAUGAACCGACUGAGCACAGAGAACCUGGUGGAGCCGAUCAACAAAGACUUGGAGUUCCAGCUGCAGGAUCCUUUCCUGCUCUACAGGAACGGCAACUUGGGUAUCUACAGUAUUUGGUUCUAUGACAAGAGGGACUGUCAACGCAUUGCUCAACUGAUGGUCAAGAUUGUGAAACUAGAAGCAGACCAUGCCCAGAGAGAAUCACCAGAGAGAGCAGAACCGAGGAGGACCAACGGUGCUGCAGAACCACGACCCAUGGACAUCCUGGAACUGCUCAGCAAAGCCAAGGAGGAAUACCAGAGAGCUCAGACAGGUGAUUCAGAUGUGUCUACAGAGCCAAAUGUCAAAGCAGCUACAGAUCAUCCCCAUAGCACACUGCAGCCUCAAAAGAGCACUCAUACAGUGAAGCAGAUCACAGUUGAGGAGCUCUUCGGUUCAUCCAUCCCUAAGGACGCCUCUCUACCCUCCAUGCCAGCACAAAACACCACUGCUCCCAGUGAGCCCCCCACUGUCUUUAUGCAGAACCAGUCAUAUCCCACUCCAGCCCACCAAAACCCUCUCCUCGCUCCCCAUCUCGUAGCCCAGGACCCGGAGUCAAAUCAGCGGCACCAAGCCCACGGCCUGCUCCCAGCUCCUUACGGACUUCACCCAAGCCCUAUUUUCCAGUCAGUGGGCCCCAGGCCAGACCCCCAACCUCUGUGCUCAGUCUCCCCUCUCAUGAUGCCUCAAGCUGCCUCAGAGACUCGUGCAGCCCCCCCUGGUCCUCCAACACCAUCAGCAGCUCCAACCGCCUAUAUGGGACAGGAGAUACUCAGCACCCUCAAACCGCCAGUGCAGUCUGUGAACUCGGACAUCCACAAACCCAUCCUUGCACCCAACUUCCUGCCGAGCACACUGGUCCCACCCCACAGCUUCCAGGAGCCAAUGGGAAAACCUCAUCUCCAGCACGGCAAGGAGAUGGAUGUUUUCUCUCAGGCUCCAGGUCUGAUCAAACCAAUCUCUGCUGUUCCCAUGAGUCCAGGUCUCGCUGUUCCAGGGUCAGACACUUCUGUGCUUCUGUCCCCCAGCGCAUUCCAGCAAUCAGUCAGUAAAGCAGCAGCAUCAGUGGUCCCUCCUGCCCCCUCUGAGCUCUCCUCCCCCUCUGUAGGAGCAGUGGAGCCUCCACAAGCCCCCUGCAGCAAAGCGCAGCUACAGGAGACUCUGAUACACCUCAUCAAGAACGACCCAGACUUCCUCGGUACCAUUCAUGAUGCUUACCUGCAGAGUCUGUCAAAGGACUUCAGCAACAUGAAGCUAUAGUUCUACUUUGGACGUCACCGGUGUAACGUUAAGAGCUACAACCAACCCCUUUUUAAAACCUGUGAAGAGACCAACAGCCAAUGAGAUAAAAGAAGUGCAUCAAACAGGUUUUUGACGCACUGUACACCACAACUCUUCAAAACGAGUCAGUUCUGAGGGAUAUUAUAGCAUGCAUCGCUCCAUUUAACCCUCUGAUCCUGUCUCAGAACUUGUUUUUUGACUCCUCACUCAAACUCUGAUGCUGUCCAAUCUAAUGACGUUAAAACUUUUUGUCUACAUAUCAAACCAGAACUACUAAGGGAGAGCAGAAGGAGAUAAAAUGUGCCAGUGCGGCCUUGAGUUGUUGUUUUUUUUUUACUUUAUAAAUACUGUAAAAACUGACAGUUUGGCACUGGUAAAGAUUAUCUGUCGCUGGUGUAAUUCUGUGGAGGACAGGACCACAGUGGAGCUUCAGUGACUUCAUAUCACAGAUGAUUUUUCGAUCACACUCUCCUUCUCUUACUCAUCUCUCAUCUUUGUGGUUCUCGCAGUGCAAGAGAUAACAAACUUCACACUCCAGCUCCUCAUUAAGACAAAGACCUCUGUGCUGCGGACCUCAGAGGUGUUUAACGGGUCUUUGCUCACAAACUGUCCCACUGUGUGGCAUUAGAAAGGACACAGUUCUCCUAACCACCUAUUGAACCCUCUCCCUCCAAGUGAUGCUGACGCUUGUAUAUUUUUGGUAAAGACACAGACACGCUGAACACAGUUUUUGUUAAGGUUGCAGCUUUUGUGGCAUUUUGUGUUUGUCAGUGUCUGUCAACAAGGAGGAAGUUUUUUAACUCCUGUCCAAGGAAGACGAAAGUUGUUUGGAAGAAGCACUUGCAGCUAAGAGCUCAAAACUAAGGAUCAACUCUUCUCAGUUGCUUUUUGAAAAAUGUUACUUUUGCAGACUGCCAUGUGUCCAUAGAGGUACUGCUGACGAAGUUCCUUUGCUGCCUUUCCUUUCUCCUUUUUCAUCAUCUGUCUUUCACCCCUCCACCAGCUGAGCUCACAGAACAUACGAUACACUACAGCUGCAAAGCCUUUAGGGAUGGAUACCAGGAUUUAGGUAUGGGAUUUUAAUAUAAUAUAAUGGAGCUUAGUUUAUCCGAACCUGUGGCUUCUGCAGCUGAUAUAUAACUUUGGUAAAGUAAGCAAAAACAAUAUGUUUAUCCAUUGAUAUUAAAUUGAUUGGAACCCCAACAGGAACAGAUCUAUGUUUGAUAUUUUCAGUUCAUUUCAAACCAGUUAUUUCCAUUUAUAUCAGUAAUUCAAACUAAAGGAUGAAAAAUACAAAUUACCCCCAUUUCUGUUUCUCAGUUUAUUUUGCCAAGCUGCAGUUCAGUCUUCAGUCAAAGACUUACAGAUAAAAAUCAUUUUAAUAAUUUGGCUUUUUUUUUGCAGUAAAAGGCUACUGCAGCACAGAACCGCAGGAGGCAGCACAUCUGUCUCAUCACAUGCAAUGCUGAGUGGAUAGUGAUGCUUUUACUUGAAAGAAAAAGAUUUAGAACACAAGAAAAAAACUGACUUUUGUGCAUUUUCUAACCACACAGAAGGUUACUAAUAAGUGUCAUUUACCUUGUCAGCAGCAACACAGCACAUGUAAAACCACGAAAACAGCUGAAAAAUCACUUAAAAGGAUUUAAUUUUAGGUUGUAAAGUUUUUGUAACAGAUGGUAAAGUGAUAUAUGAUGUCAGAAGUCGACUCGUGGAUGAUCAGGCAACAUUAGUUAGCGCUCAGAUGUCGGUAGUUCUCUAAAGAAUCAA
This is a messenger RNA of Scomber japonicus (chub mackerel), 3291 nucleotides long. It is a transcript of the gene dcp1a, whose product is annotated as decapping mRNA 1A. The record is from RefSeq and is a predicted model, not a curated record. The coding region runs from base 1 to 1503 and encodes 500 amino acids. Gene Ontology annotation, biological process: deadenylation-independent decapping of nuclear-transcribed mRNA; deadenylation-dependent decapping of nuclear-transcribed mRNA; positive regulation of catalytic activity. Lineage: Eukaryota; Metazoa; Chordata; Actinopteri; Scombriformes; Scombridae. Gene Ontology annotation, molecular function: enzyme activator activity; mRNA binding. The transcript has 9 exons. Gene Ontology annotation, cellular component: P-body.